Molecule: messenger RNA, 342 nt
Organism: Candida tropicalis MYA-3404
Lineage: Eukaryota; Fungi; Ascomycota; Pichiomycetes; Serinales; Debaryomycetaceae
Exons: 1
Coding region: 1-342 (113 amino acids)
Source: RefSeq, a predicted model, not a curated record
AUGCCAACAGUAUCAGCAGAAGCUUUAUUAACUGAAUCUAAACAACAAAGACACCAAAGAUUCACCAAUCAAUUAUAUCAAGCAGGCGCAAAAGGGUUACUUCAGGGAACUUUAGUUGCUCUAGUAUCAGGAUACGCAUUAUCGUACAAAUAUAAUCAUGGAUUGAACAAAGCAUAUUUUAGAAAUGUUUACAAAGUUUGGUGGUUUGUAGGUUGGGCUGUAGUUGGAGUAACUUUUGCCACAGACACAGCAAAAAUGAAGAUUAGUAAACAAGCAGCAAUUGAAGAUGAAAUCAAACGUGCUAGGUAUCUUGAAGAGGAACUAAAUAGGUAUUCCAAAUAG